Rosa rugosa (rugosa rose) is the source of this 1218-nucleotide messenger RNA. Its product is annotated as F-box/kelch-repeat protein At3g06240-like. Lineage: Eukaryota; Viridiplantae; Streptophyta; Magnoliopsida; Rosales; Rosaceae. The transcript has a single exon. The record is from RefSeq and is a predicted model, not a curated record. Gene Ontology annotation, molecular function: protein binding. The coding region runs from base 1 to 1218 and encodes 405 amino acids.
AUGUCGAGCUGCGUCGUGGAUCUCCCUGAAGAUAUUAUAGUCAAGAUUCUGUGCCGUUUGCCGGUCAAGUCUUUGAUCCGGUUCACUUGUGUCUCGAAACGGUGGCGUUCUCUGAUCAUUUCUGAUCCUAAAUUUGGAAAAUCUCACUUCCAAUUUGCUUCUCAGCAGAGAACCCUCCGUAGAAAAGUCCUCCUCACCUCCUACCCUGCAGUCAUAGAGCCAGGUUCGACGCCUAAUGCUUGUUACGAUGGCAGUUGGAAGAAAUGGGCUGAGGAUAAGUUCAUCACUCUAUUUCAGUCUUUAGAUGAUAAGUUUUCAGUUAAGAAUUUCACAUUCCCAUCUGAGGAGAUUGAGGAUUUGGAAGAAAUGGGCUCCUGUAAUGGUUUGGUACUUGUAGGCCGACCCUGUCGCGAUCAUUACAAGAGCUUGUUUAUCUGGAACCCAUCUACUGGAUUCUUCCGCAAGAUACCUCAUCCAAGUUUCAGGAUGAAGUCAGGUAGAUACUUUUUGAAUUAUGGUUUUGGUCAUGUGUCCGCCAGCGACGACUACAAACUUGUCUCCGUAGUACCUGACCCCAGUGAUAUGCUGGAAGUCCAUAUCUUCUCUCUGAGUGCCAACAUUUGGAAAGUUAUUACAGCUCCUUACUCCUCAUUUCCAUGCUGGGUCAAUAGACACGGGACUUUUUCAAAUGGAGCAAUUCACUGGGUCACUCCCUGCGGAAAUAAGACUUUGGACCCAGUUAUAUAUGCUUUUAUUUUGGCCGAGGAGGAGUUCCGGCGAGUGCCAUUGCCACCUGUUUUGUGGCAAAAUGAAGAAGACAGAAAUCCGACAAAGAUAACAACUCUGGUUCAUUUAGGAGGAUACCUUUGCAUAUGGUCUCGGAAGUGUUUUGAUACUCAGGGAGGUGAAGUUUGGGCGAUGACAGAGUAUGGGGUGCCUGAAUCUUGGGUUAAGCUCUUUCAAUUUAAUAUACAUGAUUUCUGCAAUGUCUUUGAUGUAGAACAGAGUCCAUGGGAUCUGUGUUUAAUUACAGAAGGCGAUACGAUGGUGUUAAGACUGAAUAAGGAGUUGUUAUGGAUUGAAUGCCGUAAUGAAGAGAAGCCAGUCUGCAGUGGAAGGUAUAGGCUUGAGAAGGUACAACCUAAGGUGUCAAACCUGGCGUUUUAUUUUCGCGCGACCGUAUACGAUGAAACUCUAGUUUCUGUAGCUGAAUGCUGA